CCAACUCGCGAUCGCAAAACCAAACACUACGUACCAUCGUGUGUAUUCACAAUUGUAUUUGCAUUCUCCAAUGAAACACCGUCUCUAUCACACUGGCUCAUCAUCGUCGAGAUACAACAUCAUAUACCCAGUUCAGUAAGAUACUAGAUUCCGACCAGUGAUGUUGGUUCGAUGCGAUAUAGAACCUAUGUGCUUUCUCUCUACACGUAAAACAUGUUGUGCGGAAGCGACCCGCCUUUGCAUAUUUAUGACAACAAACUUUUAAUGGUGCAACAAACAACGUUAUUCUUUGUCGUUGGGUAUAUCCUCACUAUUGCGCAAUGCCAAACUUUCAUCAGACGUACAACCAGCGUUUGUCGUGUCGAUUCGGAAUGUCCAACAAAUGCUUAUUGUGAGCACUAUAAUCCGCCAACGACCUUCGGCAUUUGCUCUUGUGUGCAGGGUUAUUUCAUACUCACUAACAAUUAUACUCGGGAGUGUACUAGAUUUGCAAAUGCAAUAGGUGAUUAUUGCCAACUCGACGAUCAGUGCCAGUAUCUGCUUAGCACGGACUCCGAAUGUCGUGAAAACUCGUGCCAAUGUCGUGAGGGAACUCAUUAUGUUGAGCGGGAACGGAGAUGUUACAAAACAAGCUACCUUGGUCAAUACUGUCGACUCACAAACAAUUGCGUUGGUGACUACAUGGACUGCCGCGAUGGUAUUUGUGUUUGUGCAGUGGGGAGACAUCCAAAUGCUGGAAAGAAUUUAUGUUUGCCGGAUGUGUAUCUGGGUGGAAAGUGUUACCGAGAUGAAGAGUGCAUAACGGAUAACUCCAGAUGUAGUGACAUCUGUCGCUGUCGAAUUAGUCAUAUCUUAAAUCGAAAACAAAAUCAGUGUCUUCCAAACUUCUGUAUCUUAUUCCAUUUCAGUUGCCAGUAAACUUUACGAUAUGUGCGAGGAAGACCUUCAGUGCCUAUACAAUAUUCCAUUUAGCCGUUGUCAAAUCACAUCAAGAAACGGAGUGAAUGUAGGAAAUUGCACUUGUGCCAACGGUUUUCACGAGAUCAGUU
Malaya genurostris is the source of this 1049-nucleotide messenger RNA. RefSeq names its product prion-like-(Q/N-rich) domain-bearing protein 25. The transcript is spliced from 4 exons. Lineage: Eukaryota; Metazoa; Arthropoda; Insecta; Diptera; Culicidae. The record is from RefSeq and is a predicted model, not a curated record. Bases 214 to 918 code for a protein of 234 amino acids.